Molecule: messenger RNA, 1359 nt
Organism: Dreissena polymorpha
Lineage: Eukaryota; Metazoa; Mollusca; Bivalvia; Myida; Dreissenidae
Product: ciliary-associated calcium-binding coiled-coil protein 1-like
Exons: 9
Coding region: 174-1031 (285 amino acids)
Source: RefSeq, a predicted model, not a curated record
CUCUGAAUGAGGUCAUAACUAUCAUGACGUAGUAACUUCAAAACAAAGCUGACGUUGUUAAAUAAUAAAACGUUGUAACGUGAAUUCGACCUCGUUGCUAACCUUAUUUGUGAAAAAAAGUGAAUUUGUUUUCAGGCACGUUGCUUCGAUAAGUCAUAUUUGACAAGAAAGGGAUGAGCAAAAAGGGGAAGGGAAAGGGCAAAGCGGUCAAGGAUGAUGAGGAUGAGAAGGAUUCUCUGGCGUUCAAAGUCCUCACAGUUGAGCAAACCAACAGCCUCAUGGGAUCCAAUGUCCUUCAGAUGCAGGAACAACUCAAGGAGAUUUUCAGCCUCUGUAACUACACGAUAGACCUGACAGAGGCUGCCACUCUUGAUUACUACACAGCGGCCGUGUACUGGGGGGUACAGCAAAAGUUCACAGCCCAGCAACUGUCAGGCUUCUUCACUGUGGUCCAUAUGCUGCUUGGCAAUGUCAAAGAUAAGCACAUGAGUCUGGUAGAAAACAUGGUUGAGUUUAACAAGCUGUUUGCUGGCAUUGGUAUAGAGGACGUCAAGUCGACAGGUCUAGACUUCUUUGACCUUCCCUCCGUGAAAUCAAUUACCCAGUAUAUGUACUCAAGCCUGUUCCAGCACUACAGACUGUUCCUGUACAUGUUCACACAUUCACAAGCAGAAGAAAUUAUAGGAACAGAUCUGGAGGUUGAGGUCGCUAAGUCAGCUAGCCUGCCCCACCCCCCGCCCCUGGAGGAGGGUGUCACAGAGGAGAUGCACAGUCUCUACAUAGCCACACCCCCACCUACUCCCACUCCCGAGCCUGAAGAAGAAAAGCCUGAUGCUGCCCAAGAGCUGGAGGACCAGGUGUCCCAGUCUGACCUGUUCUCUCAGCUGACUGCCAACGAUGUACGAGAGGUCAUCGAGUCUGUGACCAGGGAGAUGCUGGGAUCAUUACAGACUGAAAUCGGCAUGAAGCUCCAAGACAAAGAGGCUCAAAUCAUACAGAGAAUAAACAAAAUCCAUAGAGUUGCUGAAUGAAUUUAAUGAAGACUAAAUGACUUCUUGUAUUGAACUGCCACUGUUUUGGUUAAUUUCUAAAAAAACAAUGUGUUUUGUGUGGACAAGAACGAGUGUGAUGAAGUGAAAUGUUUCAAUGUAUAUGAAGUAACAAAACAAUUAAAGCUUUAUUCUGGAACAGUUUGAAGUUUGCAGAUUGAAACAAAGUAUAGAAAGCAGUACGCAGAAUAUUUGGAAGGUCAAAUAUGGCAUUUAAAUAAUCUGUAGAAUUAUGAGUAAAUUUGUUUUUGUGAUAGUUUUGUUAACUAUUGUAAAUAUCUUUAUUUUGCAAUAGAAUUUAACUAGACUC